Messenger RNA from Dentiscutata heterogama, 163 nucleotides. The record is from the annotation of a GenBank genome assembly. Lineage: Eukaryota; Fungi; Glomeromycota; Glomeromycetes; Diversisporales; Gigasporaceae.
AACUGAUGAGAAAUAUUAUUAUCAACUUGUUCUUGAAACCAAUUUUGCGCUAGGGCGAACCGCGGAUCACCAAUGGGUAGUGCAUAUAUUCGCGGCCAUGGGCGCAGGUGCCACGAGUACUAUAGUCACUAAUCCAUUAUGGGUGAUAAAAACACGGUUCAUG